Ogataea philodendri is the source of this 981-nucleotide messenger RNA. RefSeq lists its product as uncharacterized. Gene Ontology annotation, molecular function: GTPase activator activity. Lineage: Eukaryota; Fungi; Ascomycota; Pichiomycetes; Pichiales; Pichiaceae. The coding region runs from base 1 to 981 and encodes 326 amino acids. Gene Ontology annotation, biological process: regulation of endocytosis; regulation of ARF protein signal transduction. The record is from RefSeq and is a predicted model, not a curated record. Gene Ontology annotation, cellular component: Golgi membrane. The transcript has a single exon.
AUGUCUGAUUGGAGCGUUGAUCCUGACAACCGGCGGAAGUUGCUGGCUUUGCAGAAGCAGGGCGAUAACAAGAAGUGCUUUGAUUGCAAGGCCCCAAAUCCGCAGUGGGCUUCGCCGAAAUUUGGUAUCUUUAUCUGUUUGGAGUGUGCUGGUGUUCACCGUGGGCUUGGCGUCCACAUUUCGUUUGUUCGUUCGAUCACCAUGGACCAAUUCAAGCCGGAGGAGUUGGCCCGCAUGGAGAAGGGCGGUAACGGGGCCUGUGCCGCGUACUUCGAGUCGCACGGCCUGGACCUGUCGUUGCCUGCCCGUCAGAAAUACGACAACUAUGUGGCGGAAGAUUACAAGAGCAAAUUGACAAGCAUCGUGGAGGGCACCGAGUUUGUGGAGCCAGACCACCCAGGCAAAACUUUGCCGCAAAAGGGAGCCCCUGCCACCGGGUCGGGAACCACUGGAGGCGAGCUUCCUAACAAGCAACACAACGAGGCUUAUUUCGCCAAGUUGGGAGCCACCAACGAUUCCAGACCAACAGACCUUCCUCCUUCCAAGGGAGGCAAGUACCAGGGCUUUGGAUCGUCGCCAGCUCCGUCUUCGCAGCGUGGGUCCAGUCUUUCUGGGUUCACUUUGGACGCUUUACAGAAAGACCCUUUGGGCACUUUCACCAAGGGAUGGGGUCUGUUCAGCACCACAGUUGCCAAAUCUGUCAAGGAGGUGAAUGACACGGUGAUCCAGCCCAGUGUGAAACAGCUGGCCGAACAGGACUAUGCUCAGCAAGCAAAAAGAGCAGUGGAACAGUUCGGACAGAAGGUCCAGGACACCGGUGUACAGUUGCAACACCAGUUCGAGGGCCAGUCCGACAACGGAGGCAAAUAUGGUAAGCUAUUCGACGAUAUCGGAGACGAGGACCAGGUCGCUCCUGCUUUUGGCUUAUCAAAACCAAAGGAUAAGACUACAUUAGACAGUCUCAGUAGCGAGCGUUCGUGA